Molecule: messenger RNA, 2207 nt
Organism: Bradysia coprophila
Lineage: Eukaryota; Metazoa; Arthropoda; Insecta; Diptera; Sciaridae
Product: ribonuclease P protein subunit p40-like
Biological process (GO): tRNA 5'-leader removal; SCF-dependent proteasomal ubiquitin-dependent protein catabolic process; endonucleolytic cleavage in ITS1 to separate SSU-rRNA from 5.8S rRNA and LSU-rRNA from tricistronic rRNA transcript (SSU-rRNA, 5.8S rRNA, LSU-rRNA)
Cellular component (GO): ribonuclease MRP complex; SCF ubiquitin ligase complex; multimeric ribonuclease P complex
Molecular function (GO): ribonuclease P activity; ribonuclease MRP activity
Source: RefSeq, a predicted model, not a curated record
GCAGCACUGUUAGUCAACUCUCGCGUGUGAAUAUUUGUUUUGAUGUUACUAUUUCGACCGGUCUUCAGCUGUGUUCGACUAUCAUUUCAGUUUGAGUUUUAUGACAAAUGUGUACAAACCAAUUGUGACUUGAUGAAAUUGAAUAUCGUUCGUAUUGAAAGACAACAAUUAUGAUCUGUCCGGAUACAUGGAAGUUUGAGGCUCCGAACACAUCAAUAUCUUACAAAAUCAACGAUUUGACGGACGACGUUCAUUCAAAUUUAAAUAAGAAAAUAUCAUCCCAUUACUUCAACAAACUGAUCUCAGUCGUUAUACCAGACACAAAUACUGUCCCAGAUAAUAUCAAGAAUAUUUUCACCGACACCGAUCACUACAUUUUACAUAACGUUCGAUUGAAUGAGCUGAUCCAACGCGCAUUUGUCGAGGGUUUCGUUAACAGAGGCAGUUUGUAUGGAAUCACCGUCAAUGCUCGGAUCGACGUCGACGAUUGUGUUGCACUAACGCCUUGCGGUCAUUUGUAUCUCAGCCUAAACAAAGAAAUAUUUCAAUCGCUCGGACUCGACGGCAACGUAUCAUUUCACAGUCGAAAAAGCCAGGACCGUUACAACAAUGCCAAAACUGAACCAGCCGAAAUCGCUCGAACACAAUGCCAUCUGUGCGCUAGUGAAUUUUUUAUGUGAUCUGGGCAAACAAUUGAUGCCAAUUAUUAUUGCCUUAGCCAAAUCUGAGGCGCAACGGUCCUCUGACAUAUUGGAACAUCGUAUCCGUUUUGUACAGAAGUACUUCGAAUACAAUAUUCCAUGUUUCCUAUACGAUCCGCUGUGUGAUAGAAUUGUCAUUGAAAUUCCGAAAAUGAUCGAUCGAAUUAAGAGGGAACUGCGACCCGGUUCGUCGAUGGGUGAAUAUCUGAGUCAGGUCAACGUUGCCGUUUCGCUGACCGAAGUGAUACUGUCGUCCAAUUUAAAGAAACUCGAUUGCGACAGUAUGCCAAAGGUGAUACGCCAUUUGUUCUACAACAAAUUGAAUGCGUUGACAGGACUAGAAUACUUAAAUUUGGGCUCGCUGUCGGGCGGUUGGAAGACAUGCGACAUGGAGCCGACGGUCUUAAAUGGCAUUGUUUCCAUGAAAUAUUUGCAGUAUUUUUGUUUAAAUUAUGAUUGCACGAACAACAUUCUACUGGCAUUGCUGGACAGUUGUCCAAAGCUGACAUCAAUCGACAUUACUUCGUCCAAAUCGAUCAAUAAUGACAGCGUGAACAUAUUGCUUCGGUUCAAGCAGUUGAAGUGCGUCCAACUGUACCGAACAUCAAUUUCCAUUGAGGGCUACGUGAAAUUGCUUCUCAAUUUGCCACGUUUGGAGGAUGUGGGUAGAUACGAUGAAAUAGGGCGCUGUCUGGAGUACAUAGUCGACAACUAUCCGGAUAAGCAGAUAUUUGCUUUGAAGAAAUUCUCCAGUCGCUUCGUUACGACUCGAUUCCUGCAAAUUUUAGCCGAAAAUUGCCCGGACAUUUACUAUGUUUCAUUAUUCCAUAACGUGCUGAUGUGCGAUCUGAUGAUGCUGGUCGGCAUUAACAAUUUGAGCGAUUUGCGGCUAUUGUCCUGUGAUUUCUUUGCCGAUCAAGUACGCAAUGUCAUAGCGGUUAAAGGCUGCAAUCUAACACAUUUGCAUUUGGAGCAUGUGGACGAAAUCGACAUGAACGCGCUGAUGUACAUCAGUCAAUUUUGUCCGGAUCUGAAAGCUCUGACAUUUUACAAUUGCGAAAUGCUUCCCAGUACGUCGAUGUUCAUUAAGAAGCCGGCAAUUCCGCCGUUCAUGAACAUGGAACGAUUGACGUUGAUCGCUCAGUGCGACGCUAGACAUUUAGAAUUUUUACUGUCGUCAUGCUUUAAAAUUAAGUACAUUAAAAUUGGGACCAUGGUGCCGACAGACGACCUGUCGUUCGAAAGAAUUUUGACUCGCAAUCCGAUGGUCCAUUUAGACGAAUUAAGUAUUAGCUGUUCGGCUGGUCUGUCGAUUGCUACGGUUUACAAAUUAGUCGAAAGUUGUCAGAAUUUAAGCGUGUUAAAUGAACUGGAGGGCUGGGAGUUGAUCGAUGAAAUGGAAUUGGAAACAUUUCGUUUAUUUAUCGAAACGAAUAAUUUUGAUUUAAACAUUGCGUCGAAGCGUUUUCAAGUCGAAUAAAUAUUUUUAAUUGUCGCCAAAAAAAA